CUGAGGAGGGCACCUGGCUUUCCCCCCGUCUUUGCUGCUAGGUCAAAGAUCCGUGCUUAUCUAACUCACCUGAUUUCUGAAUCAUGGUUUGAGAAGCCUGGCUCUGUGGAUCUCCUGGUGUUAUUUUCCUAAUAGUGAUUUCCUAAGGUCACAGCUUCCUUGUAAUUGAUUGAUGUGAAAGAACAAACGUGCUUCUAUUUCAAACAUAUUGGAGACAGAUUCGACGCCGCACCAUGAGCUUUCAACGGAAAACCAGACUGACAAAGAUUCUGCUCUCCCGAGGCUUACAUUGUGGUGGAUUUAAAAAGUUGUUUCUCAACAUUUCGCGCUGUACCCAUCACCAGCUCUGCCCAGGGCGAGGCGCCUUGAUGCUUGAAGUUCAUUGUGCAGGCAAAGGAGAACACUGUGUCUCCAAGGACCCUUGUAAACUGGCGGCCAAAAUUUGAAAGAACAUAAAUCGCAGGGCAGCAGCGGAAGAGGCUGGGGUCUCUGGAGGUGACUUCUAUUAGCGUACGGGCGAAGUCAGGGGACCUAGCCGGAGCCUGAAAACUUUAAGCCAAACAAACUGAGAUCAUAUCUCCCUCCCGCCACCUCCCUCCGACUAGCCACUACCGCCGCCCAGGGACCGCUGCCCCGGGGUGAACUGGGGAAGGCAGUGGGGAUCGGAGAAGACGGACUCUGCUUUCGCUCCCCUUUCUCCCCCAUCCCUAACAUGGGCUUUGCACUGGAGCGCUUCGCAGAAGCCGUGGACCCGGCUUUCGAGUGCAAGCUGUGCGGCCAGGUGCUGGAAGAGCCGCUGUGCACGCCAUGCGGGCACGUCUUCUGCGCCAGCUGCCUGCUGCCCUGGGCGGUGCGGCGGCGCCGGUGCCCGCUGCAGUGCCAGCCCCUGGCGCCCCGCGAGCUGUACCGGGUGCUGCCGCUGCGCAGCUUCAUCCAAAAGCUGCGCGUCCAGUGUGACUACCGCUCCCGCGGCUGUGGCCACUCCGUCCGGCUGCAAGAGCUGGAGGCGCACGUCGAACACUGCGACUUCGGACCUGCCAGCCACCUCCGCAGCCUCGGGGGCUGCGCUUCGGGGCCGGACAGUGGGGAGGUGCCGGCGCGGGAGGGCUGCGGGCCGGCACCAGGGGCCGGCUGGGGCGGGGGCGCUCGCGGGGGGCCGCCGGGCGGCCUCUGUGGCCGCGGGCGGGGACCCAGGCCUCGGGUACUCGCCUGGAGGCGGCGCGAGAAGGCGCUGCUGGCGCAGCUGUGGGCGCUGCAGGGCGAGGUGCGGCUCACUGCGCGCAGGUACCAGGAGAAGUUCACGCAAUACAUGGCUCACAUCUGCAACUUCGUCGGGGACCUGGGUGGCGGACACCGCAGGGAUGGAGAAAAUAAGCCAUUCACUAUUGUGUUAGAAAGAGAAAAUGAUACUUUGGGAUUCAAUAUUAUAGGAGGUCGACCAAAUCAGAAUAAUCAGGAAGGAACAUCAACUGAAGGGAUUUAUGUUUCAAAAAUUUUAGAAAAUGGACCUGCCGACAGAGCAGAUGGCCUGGAGAUUCAUGACAAAAUCAUUGAGGUCAAUGGGAAGGAUCUUUCAAAGGCCACUCAUGAAGAAGCAGUGGAAGCUUUUCGAAAUGCCAAGGAGCCCAUUGUGGUGCAGGUGUUAAGGCGAACACCUCUGAGUAGACCGGCCUAUGGGACGGCCCCAGAAGUGCAGCUCAUGAAUGCCAGCACUCAGACGGACAUCACCUUCGAACACAUCAUGGCCCUGGCCAAGCUUCGGCCAUCUACCCCUCCAGUGCCAGACAUCUGUCCAUUCCUGCUCUCAGACAGCUGCCAUUCUCUACAUCCAAUGGGGCAUGAAUUUUAUGAGGACAAUGAGUAUAUUUCCAGCUUACCUGCUGAUGCAGACAGAACAGAGGACUUUGAAUAUGAGGAGGUUGAGUUGUGUCGUGUUAGCAGUCAAGAGAAGCUGGGCCUGACAGUCUGUUACCGAACAGAUGAUGAAGAAGACACCGGUAUUUAUGUCAGCGAGGUAGAUCCAAAUAGCAUUGCUGCCAAAGAUGGCCGGAUUCGAGAAGGGGAUCGUAUUUUGCAAAUAAAUGGGGAAGAUGUCCAGAAUCGAGAAGAAGCAGUGGCUUUGCUGUCUAAUGAUGAGUGUAAGAGAAUCGUGCUGCUUGUUGCAAGGCCAGAGAUUCAGCUGGAUGAAGGCUGGCUGGAAGAUGAAAGGAAUGAAUUCUUAGAGGAGUUAAACUUGGAGAUGUUGGAAGAAGAGCAUAAUGAAGCAAUGCAACCCACUGCCAAUGAGGUGGAGCAGCCAAAAAAGCAAGAGGAAGAAGAAGGCACAACAGACACUGCAACAUCCUCAUCCAACAACCAUGAGAAGGACAGUGGAGUAGGACGCACAGAUGAAAGCUUGCGAAAUGAUGAGAGCUCAGAGCAGGAGAAUGCAGUUGAGGACCCCAACAGCACAUCUUUGAAGAGCAAGAGAGAGCUAGGGCAGAGUCAAGACACUCUAGGAAGCGUUGAACUUCAGUACAAUGAGAGCCUCAUGUCUGGUGAAUACAUUGACUCAGACAGCAUUGGCAACCAAGAAGAGGACUGUGAAAGAUUCAGGAAGCUCUUGGAGCUCAAAUGCAAGAUUCAAAAUCAUGGAGAGUAUGACCUGUAUUACUCAAGCAGCACAAUUGAAUGCAAUCAAGAGGAGCAAGAGGGAGUGGAGCAUGAGCUACAGCUGCUUAAUGAAGAGCUGAGAAACAUUGAGCUCGAGUGUCAGAAUAUCAUGCAGGCUCACAGGCUCCAGAAAGUGACAGACCAGUAUGGAGACAUCUGGACAUUGCAUGAUGGAGGAUUCCGGAAUUAUAACACCAGCAUAGACAUGCAAAGGGGAAAGCUGGAUGACAUCAUGGAACAUCCAGAAAAGUCUGAUAAGGACAGUUCUAGUGCUUACAACACAGCUGAGAGCUGCAGAAGUACUCCGCUCGCUGUAGACCGUUCCCCUGACAGCUCCCUUCCAAGGAUGAUCAACCUCACCAAUAAGAAAAACGUGAGAAGUACAAUGGCAGCCAACCAGUCCUCUUAUGAACAGAGCAGUAAAGAGUCAACCUCCACCAAAGUGAAAACCACAGAGCAAGGUUGUAGUGCUGAAAGCAAGGAGAAGAUUUUGGAAGGCAGCAAGCUUCCUGACCAAGAGAAGGCAGUCAGCGAACACAUCCCUUACCUCUCUCCUUACCACAGCUCCUCAUAUAGAUAUGCGAACAUCCCAGCACAUGCCCGGCAUUAUCAAAGCUACAUGCAGUUAAUCCAACAGAAAUCUGCAGUCGAGUAUGCUCAGAGUCAGCUCAGCUUGGUAAGCAUGUGCAAGGAGUCUCAAAAGUGUGCAGAGCCCAAGAUGGAAUGGAAGGUGAAAAUUAGGAGCGAUGGGACACGGUACAUCACAAAGAGACCAGUGCGAGACCGCAUCCUGAAGGAACGUGCCUUAAAGAUCAAGGAGGAGCGGAGUGGCAUGACCACAGAUGAUGACACCAUGAGCGAGAUGAAAAUGGGGCGCUACUGGAGCAAAGAGGAGAGAAAGCAGCACCUGGUUAGGGCCAAAGAGCAGCGCCGUCGCCGAGAGUUCAUGAUGCGGAGCCGGUUAGAGUGUCUCAAGGAAAGCCCUCAGAGUGGCAGCGAGGGCAAGAAGGAGAUCAGUAUCAUUGAACUGAGUCACAAAAAGAUGAUGAAAAAGAGAAACAAAAAAAUUUUGGACAACUGGAUGACAAUCCAAGAACUGAUGACCCAUGGGGCCAAGUCUCCGGAUGGCACAAGAGUCCAUAAUGCCUUCUUGUCGGUGACCACAGUAUGACCGGAUGAACGGAAUGCAUGCGACUGAUUUUAAGAGGAUGCUACCAGUUUCGGUAGAGUAUGAUUGCCUCGUUCAAUGUGGCGUUUUUAUAUAUAUUUUGUGACUCUUUAUAGUUUAAAUUUUUUGUAAGCAAAAAAAUACCUGGUAAUUUUUCAUUUGCUUUUCAUAUACUGGUACCUUCCUUUUGGCUGAGAUCUUUCUUUUACUUGUGAUAUAUUCAUAUUACUCGUUUAUAAAAAAAAUCAAAAACAAAAGGAGAGAAAACAAAAAAACUUGCACAAAAAUACUGAGGAGCCAACUAAUUUCCUACUUUAAUGUAUCUAAUAUAAGUGAAAAUCUGGAUUUAUUUCUCCAGUUUACUUAUUUUCUACUUUCAUAACAACUCAAUGCCAAAACAUGUCUAUGCUUGUUUCUUGGCAUAUGUUAUAAAUCAAACCUGUUCAUAAUAAAUCGUGUGCCAUAUCUUGUCUUGCACAUAAAAGCCACUGCUUUUUAACAUCCCCUUGUACAUUUAACUCAUAAAUUGCCAUUGUCUUUGUCUCAGUAAAGUGUAGGUGGACAAUCUCCCUGUGAUAUGUAGUGACAUUGGUCAUAUAGCUAGAUAAUUGUGGUAAUUGUGACAAUUAAAGAGAAAUAAAUUAUUGAUUAUCCUUCAGAAAA
Callithrix jacchus (white-tufted-ear marmoset) is the source of this 4483-nucleotide messenger RNA. It is a transcript of the gene PDZRN4, whose product is annotated as PDZ domain containing ring finger 4. The record is from RefSeq and is a predicted model, not a curated record. Gene Ontology annotation, molecular function: ubiquitin-protein transferase activity; protein binding. NCBI's taxonomy places the organism in Eukaryota, Metazoa, Chordata, Mammalia, Primates, Cebidae. Gene Ontology annotation, biological process: protein ubiquitination.